AUGAUUCUAGACUAUUUCUCCAAAAACAGGACUCCACUCAGAAACGACUGCGAGGAGGGGGUGGGUGCUGCUGAACCGAUUACAGAGUCAGAGGAGUCACCCCGUGAUGUUCCACUUCCUGGCAAAUUGACGAAAGGUGACAAGAGAGGCUGCCUGGUGGGUGACCGCGCUUGGCAGAGCCACAACCCGCUCACCUUUCAGUUCUCCACCCAGGGGCCCCUCCUGCGAGCAACCCAUAGGGGUCCCUGGUCGCUCCCUCAGACGUCGUCUCCACCACGGCCCGAGAUCAUCUUUCUUCUCCAGUGGGUUCCUUGUCUCUUGCGUACCACCCUCUCCACCCCCCCACCCCCACCCCCACCCCCACCCCCACCCGGCUUGCCCUUGGAAAUACAGCGAGAAGCUGACCGAGAGACAGAGACAGAGACAGAGACAGAGAGAGGAGAUGAGCCGAGGCCCGUGGGCAAAUGGUGCAGAGAGGGCUUGUCCGACGCAGGGUUGCCCCAGAACUUCACACACACGCGCGCACACACGGACACACACGCGCAGACACACGCCCACACACACGCACACCAGCACCCACCCAGCGGCCCAGCGGCCCAGCGGCCCCUCUCUGUGAAAGGCCUUGAGGCCACGUGCCGGGCAACGCGGAUCCCCCAGUGCCCAAGGGCACUGGCGGCCAACAGGGAUCCAAGGGCCCACCCUCCCAGGCAGCCCUUGGGCCUCCCGGCGGCUCUCUGCGGGCGGGACCUCAGCUGUGGGCUCCGAACCCCUGGCCCUCCCCGGGCCCGCGGCCCUCCCUUCCUGUGUCCGGGAAACCCCAGCGAAGCCUUCGGUGCCCGCCAGGCAGGCGGUGGGCCUGCCUUCGUCGGCUCCGUCCUUCCUGACGCGGAGAGACCACCCGGCUCGAGUCCGGCCGCCGCCGCCGCCGCCGCCGCCGCCAGGUCCAAGGCGGCCUUGGGGGGCAGGGACAGAGCCGGCCGGGUCUUGCCUCGCCUGCGUUCGCGUGCUUGGGGCUCAGGCCUGUCACCCUCUGGCCGCCGAAGCCCAGCCGCCGGCCCUGCGGUGAAGCCUGGGGCCGAGGGCCAUGGCACCAGCUUCCGGGGCUCGGCUCCGCGGGCUGCCGUGGACACUGGUCGUGUGAUCCCAGACGGAGGCGGGGAGGGCCAGCUGGUGGGGCCUGCCGCUCACACAGCCCAGCCGCCCUGGACCCGGGGCCCUGGCCGCAGGCCCACCCUAGGCGAGGUCCUUCUCCGCGGGGGACCCAAGGCCGGCGCCUGCCUGGGCCUGGGAGGCCCGGUGGGGGUGGAGGGAGCCGGCCCCUGCCUGCCUCUGCAGCCUCCCCUCGGCUGCCCCUUGGCCUCCGGGCCCAGCCGAGCCCUGGGACUUCCUCCAGGGCCUUGGGUGGGCUUGCGCCCGGGAGCCCCGGCCAGCAGCCCAGGGGACUGCGGGAACCGGGCCCUCCCUGGCCUCAGCCGGCCCCCAGUAGCCUCAUCCUGCUUGGAGCGCCUCGGCUUCCCCGGGGCGCUCCUUCUCGCGGGCCUGGGGCGCUACUCGGCUGGGGGCUGCUGCGAUGGCAUGGCCCGCGAGGGGGACCGUCCUGGGCGUCCAGCGGCGGACAGGGCAGCGUCCAGCAGGCUUCGGGCCCGGUCUGACCCUCCCUCUAGACCCCGGCCCAGCCCCCGUUUUCCUCCCUGGCACCACCGAGGGGGGCCCGGCCCAGGGCUCUGCAGGAGCCCGCCGUGGGCUGAGUACGGCCGAGGGCUGGGCAGGCAGGGCAGCCGUUGGUCGCCGUCCCUCCAGGACACGAGUGCCCCUGCACAGGGGCGGAAGGGGAGGCCCGGGAGCCGGGGAGCCGCGGAGGCCAAGGGCCAGGCCGGCCAGGCCCCAGGGCAGGGCGGGGCGAUCCCAGCGUGCGGCCCUGAGGCACUGUCCCCACACCGCUCCACACUGUCCCGAACAACGCGCGGCGCUCCCAUCCCCCGGCAGCCCACCAGGUGGCGCUCGCUGCCCCCCCCCGCAGGCGCCCGUGACGUCAGCCGCCCGGCUCCAUUUGAGCGCCUCUCGGCAGCCGAGAACUCGGACUUCCCGUCCACCCACCCACAGCGGCCUCCACCUGCCCUGAGCGCCGCCCCCGCAGCGGCCCCCCGCCGCCGCCGCCGCCGCCGCCGCCGCCGCCGCGUCCCUCACCGGCCGGUCCGAGCCUCCUGCCCUCCCCGCCACGCCCGCUCCCCCGCAGGGCCUGCUGCCCACCUGUGCUCUCCACCCACACCACACCCGCACAUCCCUCGUGGCCCGACAGGUCCUUGA
This is a messenger RNA of Phacochoerus africanus (Common warthog), 2307 nucleotides long. Its product is annotated as basic proline-rich protein-like. The record is from RefSeq and is a predicted model, not a curated record. Lineage: Eukaryota; Metazoa; Chordata; Mammalia; Artiodactyla; Suidae. The coding region runs from base 1 to 2307 and encodes 768 amino acids. The transcript has 8 exons.